Propithecus coquereli (Coquerel's sifaka) is the source of this 1127-nucleotide messenger RNA. RefSeq names its product ring finger protein 175 (gene RNF175). Gene Ontology annotation, cellular component: endoplasmic reticulum membrane; Golgi membrane. Bases 177 to 899 code for a protein of 240 amino acids. The record is from RefSeq and is a predicted model, not a curated record. The transcript has 8 exons. Lineage: Eukaryota; Metazoa; Chordata; Mammalia; Primates; Indriidae. Gene Ontology annotation, molecular function: ubiquitin protein ligase activity; metal ion binding.
UCCAUGCACGUGGAGAUGAUCUUGAUCUUCCUCUGCGCUCUGAUCAUCGCCCAGAUAGUGCUGGUGCAGUGGAGACAGAGGCACGGCCGGUCCUACAAUCAAGAAGGCCCUCACCAGAUGCCAGCCCCUCUAACUUGGACUUACCAGCCUCCAGAAUUCUGGUGACCUUGUUGCAGAUGUGGGUUGUCCCUUUGUAUUUUACGAUAAAACUUUAUUGGUGGAGGUUUCUGUCUAUGUGGGGAAUGUUCUCAGUUAUCACCAGUUAUAUCCUCUUCAGAGCUACCCGGAAACCCCUCUCAGGAAGAACACCACGAUUGGUCUACAAAUGGUUUCUUCUAAUCUACAAACUCAGCUACGCAUUUGGUGUUGUGGGUUAUUUGGCUAUCAUGUUUACAAUGUGUGGAUUCAACUUAUUUUUCAAAAUCAAAACUAGAGAUUCCAUGGAUUUUGGCAUCGUAUCCUUGUUCUAUGGCCUCUACUAUGGAGUAAUGGGGAGAGACUUUGCCGAGAUCUGCUCAGAUUACAUGGCUUCUACUAUAGGGUUCUACAGCAUCACUGGAAUGCCCACGAGGAGCCUGUCAGACGGUAUCUGUGCCGUCUGUGGCCAGAAGAUCAUUGUGGAGCUCGAUGAGGAAGGGCUCAUUGAGAGCACCUACCAGCUUUCCUGCAAUCAUGUCUUUCACGAAUUCUGCAUCCGAGGUUGGUGUAUUGUUGGUAAAAAGCAGACUUGUCCUUACUGCAAAGAGAAGGUUGAUCUGAAGCGGAUGAUCAGUAAUCCCUGGGAGCGCACGCAUUUUGUGUACGGACAAAUCCUGGAUUGGGUUCGUUACCUGGUGGCCUGGCAACCUGUGGUCAUAGGAAUAGUUCAAGGCAUUAACUAUUCACUAGGGCUAGAAUAGUACAGCAGACUUACCCCAGAAGCAAUAUAUGGCAUGGUUGACAUAUUAUUAAACCCUUGGUUCUACAUUUAAUAUCGAUUUUUUUUUAAUUUUGCAGAUGAUCCCAAGAGUUUAGAAAACUAAAUAAAAUUUGGUGUCAUACUUAAAGCAGUUUGUCUCUGUGAAAAGAAUUUGAAGAGAAACUGAACAAUGGAAGAAAUAAAGCGUGCUUUCUCAUCUUUCCCAUUA